This is a messenger RNA of Rhagoletis zephyria (snowberry fruit fly), 599 nucleotides long. RefSeq names its product solute carrier family 25 member 35-like. NCBI's taxonomy places the organism in Eukaryota, Metazoa, Arthropoda, Insecta, Diptera, Tephritidae. The record is from RefSeq and is a predicted model, not a curated record.
CGGGCACCUGGUUCGGCAACCCCUUCUACCUGAUCAAGUGCCACCUGCAGUCGCGCUCCGAUGCGCCCAUCGCCGUCGGCCACCAGCACGGCUACGCGCGAAUGCGCGACGGCUUCAGGGAGAUCUACGCGGAGCAGGGCGUCCGCGGCUUCUGGACCGGCGGCUCGGCGGCCCUCCUCCGCGGCGUCGUCUGCGGCUCCGUCCAGAUGACCACCUUCACCGUGCUGCAGAGCUACUUUGUCAAGAGCGGGAUCUUCGCGCCCCAGAGCUGGACCGGGACGAUGACCAGCACCGUGCUGAGCAGCUGCGCCCUCUGCCUGGUCUCCAACCCCGUGGACGUCAUCUCGACGCGCCUCUGCAACCAGGAGGUCAAUGCGGACACCCGAAAAGGGGUCACCUACCGCGGCAUCACCGACUGCGCCCUGAAGAUGUACCAGACGGAGGGCCUCUACGGCUUCUACAAGGGCUUCACCGCCUCGGUGAUCAAGAACGGGCCGCACACCGCCCUAGCGCUCUUCUUCUGGCAGGUGCUCCGCAAGCAGUACGUCGGCCUCUUCAAGAGCGAUGGGGGUGGUAAAGGCGGUGAUGGCAGCAAAUGA